Molecule: messenger RNA, 1257 nt
Organism: Seminavis robusta
Lineage: Eukaryota; Bacillariophyta; Bacillariophyceae; Naviculales; Naviculaceae
Source: the annotation of a GenBank genome assembly
AUGAAAAUCCGAAGACACAUCAGCAAGACGCUCAAAGGAGCUCAAGAAGGCAAAAAAGGUUUCAGUGAGAACGUCGCAGGAGCGGCAGGAAGCCUUGGAAAGACUGUGGCUUCAACUGCUACAAAUGCUGCCAACACCGUCGCUCAAACCGCAGCAAAUGGUGUCAAUCUUGUAGGUGAUACUGCGCGAACAGGUGUCACUGCCGUUGGUACCACAGCUCUAUCAGGUGCUCAUCUGGCAGGAACAACUGUUCUAACUGGUGCAAAUUUAGUGGGAACCAAAGCGCUUACAGGAGCCACAACAGCAGUGACAGCUGCUGCCUUGGCUGCUACCACAGGUGUUGGCACUGUUGGUCAAGUUGGUCAGUUUGGAUUGCAUGGAGCAACAAACUUGGCACACACACUCAGUGGUGGCUCCCUUCAUGGAUCUUCACACCAUUCCUCCAGGCGAGGAUACAUUGAUGAUGUCACUGAAAUGGAUGUCUUCUGUUCAGAUCUCUAUUCGAAUGAGUUUGUGCUGGAAGAAAUCCAAAAGGCCAAGAAGGAUCCACUCAUCACAAAGCUCACCAUUGAAGAUUUGAUCAUGCGUGACAAUGACAAGCUCAUGAGAGCAGCAGUCAACCUGGUGUCCAAGACCACAUUGACCCCCAAAGAUGAUGAAUUUGAUGAGUUUGCAGAUGAUGAUGAGGAACACUUGCCCGCCGGCCCCUAUGAACGCAACUGGGAACGGCUAACCUUUUGCGAUUCCAUUAGCACAGCUGAAGACUACCAAUUCUACACUGAGCGCAAAAAGGAAUUUCAAGGUGAUAUCCGAAAGGUUCUGAAGAAGAAGGGAGUGGUCAAGGUUCCCAUCAAAUUCACUGCCAAGGUUGAAAUUGCAAUGUUGGAUAUGAAUGAGAUGAUUGAUCUACUGCAGGAGAUUGAGCAUGAUACAUCCAUUAUCAGUGUCAAGUUCCCAUAUGAGUGCAAAGACAUCAAGAAACUACCUACAAAGCUCAUCAACAAGUUUGAUUUAUUAACCCUCCGUUGGAAGGAGGAUGCAGACCCGGUAGAGAUCCAUAUCAAAUAUGGAACCAAAAAACCUACACAGGGAAAGAGGCCAACCCUUCUCGUCAAACAGUGCUCCAUCAGAUUGGAGCAUAUUGUCAUGAGCUCAAACAGAUCAAUGGACUUUGACGCAGAUGAAGAUAGCUCACAAGAGAUGCUCCCCUUCGGAAAGGAAAGGAAUUGUCACGGUCGAAGCAGCCGAGCUGCAUGA